AGAGGCAGGUGGGGAGGUCAUGGGCUGACAUGGGGGGACAUCGGCCUAAUCUGGCGUUAGGCUAAACCGCUUGCGGCUCAUUGGGCGAGAUGCCUCGACCCCUAGCAUUGGCCGCAACGCCUUCUUGCGUUCUCCCAUCAACCUUCCAACGCUAACGCGUAGAAUGUCUUCUAGAUACCCCUGCGGUGUAAAGCCACGCUGUUGUAUACCCGCGCAUUGAGCCGCAAAAGGCAUAGAGAGGUCAUGACAUUUUCGUCCGGCGAGUACAGGUGUAGAUAUGGGUUCGUACGAAGGUACAACACUAUCUGUGAUAAAUAUCGUUCGCUGGAUCAUCCUCCAUUGUCACUUUUAGGUUCAAAGUUAUCGUCGUCGGAACAGAUCCUAUCCACUGAACCUACAAAGUGAUCGUCGCUUUUCAUCUGCCACCUCACAGCUAUGACAGUCACAGCAAGCAUCGACAUCGCAUCCUCACCGGCAGAUGUCCGCGCAAAAUUUCUCGACUUCGCAUCCCUACCCAAGUACCACAAAGGCUUCUUCGCCUCUUUGACCCCACUCGGCCCCGUCGAACCCGAGAACAAGAUACGCGUUGUCUUUUCGUCGGGACAAAAAAUGGAUGCUCCGAUCGAACAUAACACACCUACCUCCUUUGCAUGGACAGGGUCUAUACCGCUUCUGUUUGCAGGCACACAUUCAUUCACUUUCGAGCCCAGUAGUACUAUUCCAGGUGGCACGAGGUUCACGCAAGAAGAAGUCUUCAGCGGCGCGCUAUCCUUUCUCAUGGGUGAAAACGCGGUGGCACGAAAGUUCGGCUUCCCGGAAAAGACGAAGAAGGGAUGGGAGGGCUACAACAGUGACUUGAAGGCUUGGUGUGAAGCGCAGUGACAUAUAUAUUUGUUUAAUCUUUUCGUUCCGGGUAACUGGAGCUGCGUAAUACACUUCAUGCCAAAGAAACAUAGACCGCCAUAGACUUCUUCCAUACGUAACGGCUCG
Alternaria rosae is the source of this 990-nucleotide messenger RNA. RefSeq lists its product as uncharacterized. The transcript is spliced from 3 exons. NCBI's taxonomy places the organism in Eukaryota, Fungi, Ascomycota, Dothideomycetes, Pleosporales, Pleosporaceae. Bases 436 to 882 code for a protein of 148 amino acids. The record is from RefSeq and is a predicted model, not a curated record.